GGGAGUGGGGAAUCCGUUUUCCUUCCUGCGGUGGAUUACCUCACCGUAUCGGUUGGUGUAUCCUAAUCCAACACGCCAUUCGUUACGUGUGGCUCCUAAAAUUCUCAUCGGAAUUUUCUCCAGGGGCAGUUUCGUCCCAACACCACCAAUCCCCGCCUUUAAAUUGAGGCCUCCUCUUGCCCUAAUUCCAUUGCAAUUGCUCUCUCUGAUUUCUCAUCUGUCUCUCAUAAUCCGAUUGCUUCAAUUCUUCUCACUUCUCUCUCAAGAUGCAGAUCUUCGUGAAAACUCUGACCGGCAAGACCAUCACCCUCGAGGUGGAAAGCUCCGACACCAUCGACAACGUCAAGGCUAAGAUCCAAGACAAGGAGGGUAUCCCUCCGGAUCAGCAGAGGCUCAUCUUCGCUGGGAAGCAGCUCGAGGAUGGACGUACCCUGGCUGAUUACAACAUCCAGAAGGAGUCAACCCUCCAUUUGGUGCUCCGUCUAAGGGGUGGGAUGCAGAUCUUCGUUAAGACCUUGACCGGCAAGACCAUCACCUUGGAGGUGGAAAGCUCAGACACCAUUGACAACGUCAAGGCCAAGAUCCAGGACAAGGAGGGAAUCCCCCCAGACCAGCAGAGGCUCAUCUUCGCCGGCAAACAGCUCGAGGACGGCCGAACCCUUGCGGACUACAAUAUCCAGAAGGAAUCGACCCUUCACUUGGUGCUGCGUCUCCGUGGUGGGAUGCAAAUCUUUGUGAAGACUUUGACCGGGAAGACAAUCACUUUGGAGGUGGAGAGCUCCGACACCAUUGACAACGUCAAGGCCAAAAUUCAGGACAAGGAGGGGAUCCCUCCGGAUCAGCAGAGGCUUAUCUUUGCCGGAAAGCAGCUCGAGGACGGCCGUACCUUGGCCGACUAUAAUAUUCAGAAGGAGUCCACCCUUCACUUGGUCCUCCGCCUCCGUGGUGGGAUGCAGAUUUUCGUGAAGACUUUGACCGGAAAGACCAUCACCUUGGAGGUGGAGAGCUCUGACACCAUUGACAACGUGAAGGCCAAGAUCCAGGACAAGGAGGGAAUCCCUCCGGACCAGCAGAGGCUCAUCUUCGCCGGCAAACAGCUCGAGGAUGGCCGCACCCUCGCGGAUUACAACAUCCAGAAGGAGUCCACACUCCACUUGGUGCUGCGUCUCAGGGGAGGCAUGCAGAUCUUUGUCAAGACCUUGACUGGGAAGACCAUCACUCUGGAGGUGGAGAGCUCCGACACUAUUGACAAUGUGAAGGCCAAGAUCCAGGACAAGGAGGGUAUCCCCCCGGAUCAGCAGAGGUUGAUCUUUGCUGGGAAGCAGCUUGAGGAUGGAAGGACUUUGGCUGACUACAACAUUCAGAAGGAGUCCACCCUGCAUCUAGUCCUCCGUCUCCGUGGUGGGUUUUGAGCUGUGUCCGGUGGUGCUUUAAUUAAGUUUGUAAUAUCUGUGUCUUGUGCGGUGGUUGGUUUGUGGGUAUGAGGAGUCGUAUGGGGUUUGUGAUUGUAUGGACAAUCUGUUUUCUUUUCUUUUCGUUUCUGUGUUUGGGUACUAUGGCGGCGUGCUAUGGCGGCGUGUGAUCUUAGAGGCCAAUGGCCAUAAGAUCUUGUUGGGUCUGGAACAUCGAAUAAAAAUUUAGUUUUUAAUA
Molecule: messenger RNA, 1650 nt
Organism: Rhododendron vialii
Lineage: Eukaryota; Viridiplantae; Streptophyta; Magnoliopsida; Ericales; Ericaceae
Product: polyubiquitin
Exons: 2
Coding region: 267-1412 (381 amino acids)
Biological process (GO): protein ubiquitination; modification-dependent protein catabolic process
Cellular component (GO): nucleus; cytoplasm
Molecular function (GO): ubiquitin protein ligase binding; protein tag activity
Source: RefSeq, a predicted model, not a curated record